Molecule: messenger RNA, 1320 nt
Organism: Phacochoerus africanus (Common warthog)
Lineage: Eukaryota; Metazoa; Chordata; Mammalia; Artiodactyla; Suidae
Product: olfactory receptor 6N1
Exons: 2
Coding region: 83-1021 (312 amino acids)
Biological process (GO): G protein-coupled receptor signaling pathway
Cellular component (GO): membrane
Molecular function (GO): olfactory receptor activity; G protein-coupled receptor activity
Source: RefSeq, a predicted model, not a curated record
CACUCUCUCACAUAUAUCUAGCAAAGAAAGGCAAAGGCAGAUAUUGAACGAUGUUCUGUGCCUGGGAUAUGAAUGGUGAACAAUGAACCCCGGGAAUUGGAGUCAGGUAACCGAGUUCAUCAUCUUGGGCUUUCCCCAUGUCCAGGGUGUUCAGGCUUAUCUCUUCCUUUUGUUACUUCUAAUUUACCUCACUACUAUACUGGGGAACCUGCUGAUAUUCCUGGUGGUCUGUCUGGACUCCCGGCUCCACAUACCCAUGUACCGCUUUGUUAGCAUUCUCUCCUUACUGGAGCUUGGCUACACAGCUGCCACCGUCCCCAAGAUGCUGUCAAACUUGCUGAGUGAGAAGAAGACCAUUUCUUUCUCUGGAUGCUUUCUUCAGAUCUAUUUCUUUCACUCUCUCGGGGCUACUGAGUGCUACCUCCUCACAGCUAUGGCUUAUGACAGGUACUUAGCCAUCUGCCAGCCCCUCCAUUACCCUACCCGCAUGACCCCAGCACUCUGUGUCAAGAUUGCCGUUGGCUGUUGGUUGGGAGGCUUGGCUGGGCCAGUAGCUGAAAUUUCCUUGGUCUCUCAUCUCCCUUUCUGUGGCCCCAAUCGCAUUCAGCACAUCUUUUGUGAUUUCCCUCCUGUGCUGAGCUUGGCUUGUACUGACACAUCUAUCAAUGUCCUAGUGGACUUUGUUAUCAACGCCUGCAAGAUCCUGGCCACCUUUCUGUUGAUCCUUAGCUCUUAUGUGCAGAUCAUCCACACGGUUCUCAGAAUUCCUUCAGGGGCAGGUAAGAGGAAGGCCUUCUCCACGUGUGCUUCCCACCUCACUGUGGUCCUCAUCUUCUAUGGGAGCAUCCUCUUCAUGUAUGUGCGGCUGAAGAAGAGCUACUCACUGGACUAUGACCGGGCUCUGGCAGUGGUCUACUCAGUGCUCACACCCUUCCUCAACCCCUUUAUCUACAGUUUGCGUAACAAGGAGAUCAAAGAGGCUGUGAGGAGGCAGGCAAAGAGGGCAGGGAUACUGGAGUGAUGGUGGAGGGGACAGGCCAAGUGUGCAACUGAGGAUAGAUGACCUUGGGGAAAUAUCAAGCAUCUAGGACUUUUCUACAAGAGAUCCUCAACUGGGGAAAAUGCUGCCUAGUUUUCAGUGUUAAUGCAAUCAUUGCACUCUCUGUUGCAGCCACAUGCAACUUGAGACCAGAGACUAGAGUCUUUCUAACAAUAUGAUGUGCUGCAGUGAUAUUCAAAUCUUAGACAUUUAAAUACCAUACUUAGGAUUUUGGUCAAAUCUAUGUCUUGCCUCCAAUACAUAAUUUUCUUCAAAGUUAC